This is a messenger RNA of Phaedon cochleariae (mustard beetle), 2009 nucleotides long. The record is from the annotation of a GenBank genome assembly. NCBI's taxonomy places the organism in Eukaryota, Metazoa, Arthropoda, Insecta, Coleoptera, Chrysomelidae.
AAGCGAAGCGGUCGCAGUGGCGCUGGAACGCUUGGGAAGCGCGUAGCGCUCCCUGUAAAUUUUCACCUGUUGGAAAUUCCCGCGAAAAUGAUCGAGUGUCAAAUGGAAACGUGAAAAGUAUCACGUAUCAACAAAUACAAUUUUUUAUCAAGUUGUUUUUCUUAUCUAAUAAAUCCCUGGUAAAAACUGACUUGAAUCGGAUAUAACUUUAAAAAGUUAAUCUGGAUCUAGAUAGUUAUAGGAUGUCCUACAGAUAAAAGACACCAUCAGUAGUGCCUCAUGGCCGGAAUGUGACCCCUCGAAAUUCCGAAGGUCGACGGGAGAAAAAAUAAGAUGGCAUUGCCCCCCCUGAGCUGUUCCCCGCUGGUGAAAGAUGACCUGGUGUACCCGCUGACGUGUCACGUGGCCAACAACUUGCUGGCGCCCGUGAAGUCGCAACGGGACAUCCUGGAGAACUCCAUGCUGGAGGACGACCCCAACGGGAACUGCGCAGGCGCGGUAGUGCCACAGGUGACUGUAGGACCGCGAUGGGGGCCCCAGCACAGGGGGGCCCAGGAGUUGGCGAAUUUGUAUAGUACAGGUAAGAGGACCCAAGAGUGCAUCUGCGUCGGCAUUUGUCUCACCCUGAUGGCUGUCAACUUCGCCUUCAUCUUGUUCUACAUCCGCUUGGAACAGCUGAGCACGAUUCUUGUGGCAGCUUUUUGCGGCAUAGUCACUGCCGAUUUCGGUUCUGGUCUAGUGCACUGGUUGGCAGACACCUGGGGAUCCAUCGAGCUACCAGUCAUAGGAAAAAAUUUUUUGAGACCAUUCCGUGAACACCACAUAGAUCCCACUUCAAUAACGAGGCACGAUUUCAUAGAAACCAACGGGGACAACUUUAUGGUAACAGUGCCUUUCCUGGCGAGAAUGCUAUGGGACUUCCUCACCCUAUCCAAGGAAGACGUCCAAAACAAAUUUCCGUGGAACUGUUACGUCUUCUUGCUGGCCAUAUUCGUGGCCAUGACGAAUCAGAUACACAAGUGGUCCCAUACUUAUUUCGGACUGCCAUCUUGGGUGGUGUUUUUGCAGGAAUACCGAAUUAUCCUGCCUAGGCGUCAUCACAGGAUACACCAUGUGGCGCCACACGAAACCUACUUUUGCAUAACCACAGGCUGGCUGAAUUGGCCUCUGGAAAAAAUGAGAUUUUGGAGUGCCUUAGAGACGGUGAUAGAGCUGACCACCGGGGUCAAACCGCGAGCUGACGAUCUCAAGUGGGCUCAAAAAAGAACGUGAUAGUUUUCUUCGAAUACUGACUAUUUUUUCGCGAUUCAGUGAUUUUCAUCUCCGAAACGAUACUUAGUAAAUGUACGGUGCCGGUUCUGGGCCUAUCCAACAAUGCCACGCCCACUCGUUUUUUAUUGGUCAAUGGGAGUGAUAGGGGCGUGGCUAAGGAACUGACUGGGAUGGAUUAGGAUGCGAGGAGGGUGAAGGAAGGCAUAAUAUGGGCGUGGCUAGGAUGUGAAUGUGUUAUCAUACAGCUUGCACCGAAAUUCUCAAUAAAGCAUCACAUUUACUUUCGCCUUGAAUAAACAUCGAUUUCUCUUCAGACAACUUAUUAUUAUUGGAAUAGGCUUUAUGUGAAUUCCUUUUUCGGAUGUUGUUAAUUCGAUUGCAAACUAUUUUUCGAUUCCUACAUUCGAAACGCUUGAUGUGGGCGUGGCUAGGAAGUGUUGAUGGUCGUUUAAUUUGAUUUUUUCUCGAAUAAAUUGCACCAAGUACGCUUCACUGUUGCUUCCGCUCUGCAUAAACACCAGUUUUUUUAUCAGGCAACAAAUAAUUGAAAUUAGUCUUAUGUAUAUUUCAGCAUCAAGUUGUUGAAUUUAUUGAAACAAGACAUGAUUCAUGAUGAUCACCACGUGAUGUUUUUUUUUUGUAUAUUGUUCAAUGAGAAAUGAGUAUCAUUGUUAUAUUUCUCGAUACUGUGUCAAUAUCAUCACAAAUAUUGAAACGAAUAAAAUAUUCACGAGAUA